Messenger RNA from Pelobates fuscus (common spadefoot toad), 2573 nucleotides. It is a transcript of the gene RAB14, whose product is annotated as RAB14, member RAS oncogene family. Gene Ontology annotation, cellular component: phagocytic vesicle; recycling endosome; trans-Golgi network. NCBI's taxonomy places the organism in Eukaryota, Metazoa, Chordata, Amphibia, Anura, Pelobatidae. The record is from RefSeq and is a predicted model, not a curated record. The transcript is spliced from 9 exons. Bases 241 to 888 code for a protein of 215 amino acids. Gene Ontology annotation, biological process: defense response to bacterium; endocytic recycling; Golgi to endosome transport. Gene Ontology annotation, molecular function: GTPase activity; GTP binding.
CUCGGCCCGUUGGGAGCGCGCCGGGAAACCCCGUGCAAGCGCGGCCGCCAUCUUGGGGAAAGAGUGAAAGCCAGAGCCGAUAGGGAAACAGAGAGACAGCGGCUUCCGGAGGCUGAGGGAGAGACUGACUGAGAUCGGCAGCCGGCUGCAGGGAAGGGAGGGGCUGGCACAUACCGAACAGACUUGUUCAGUUAAAGAUUACAAAUCCUGUUUGUGUCACAGUAAUUUAUAAGGGCCACAAUGGCAACUGCACCUUACAACUACUCGUACAUCUUUAAAUACAUAAUCAUCGGUGAUAUGGGAGUGGGGAAGUCCUGUCUGCUGCACCAGUUCACGGAAAAGAAAUUUAUGGCAGAUUGUCCUCAUACAAUCGGGGUAGAAUUUGGCACUCGAAUUAUUGAAGUUAGCGGCCAGAAAAUUAAACUGCAAAUUUGGGAUACAGCCGGCCAGGAAAGGUUUCGUGCUGUGACUCGGAGCUAUUACAGAGGAGCUGCAGGAGCACUUAUGGUCUAUGAUAUCACUAGGAGAAGCACAUACAAUCAUUUAAGCAGCUGGUUGACGGAUGCACGGAAUCUCACCAACCCUAACACUGUUAUCAUUCUUAUAGGAAAUAAAGCGGACCUUGAAGCCCAGAGAGACGUUACUUACGAGGAAGCUAAACAGUUUGCAGAAGAGAAUGGUCUUUUGUUUCUUGAAGCAAGUGCAAAAACAGGUGAAAAUGUGGAAGAUGCUUUCUUAGAGGCAGCCAAGAAGAUCUACCAAAAUAUCCAAGAUGGCAGCCUGGAUCUAAACGCUGCAGAAUCUGGAGUACAACACAAACCUUCUGCUCCCCAAGGAGGACGGCUAACCAGCGAACCUCAACCCCAGAGAGAAGGCUGUGGCUGCUAAUGAAAUCUCCGUGGUGGCUGUUUCCGACUUUUCCACUCCUGUCUGUCUGAUGCAGUAUUUUUUUUUUACUGCCCCAUUAUCUUCUGUACAUCGUACUGGUUUAAAUUAAGGGGGGGGAGGGACUCUGCUAAGACGACAGUUUAACACAAUACUAAACUGCUCCAUAACUAGAUGUAUUCAGGUUAUCAAAGCAAGUCGAGUAAUAAACACACAAACAACCUUUUUCCUGCAUGGUAUUAACGGUAACAUUUAUUUUCCUUAAUUGUCUUUGUGAUGUCUGCAAUCAAUUGUUUAAAUAUAAGCACUGAUGCUGGACGUUGAUUUGCUGCGGGCGCCGUCUUAAAGUUUAAUUUUUCUCGUAACUAAGCCUUUCCUUCUGUGACUUGUUAACUCUGUCCACAGUAGCCAAUAGGUUUAUUUGCUGUGAAUGUACUACAUGGUUGACGAGGGGAUCCUGUAACUGUUUUUUUUUUAUUUCUCUUUUGGGGCUACAACUACUUCUGUCUUAAUUUUUGAUGGACUUUUUCUUUCUUCCUCCCAUUUCUUUAUAAAUAUUUUUCCUUGUCUCUCGUGUUCCAUAGCUUUCCUUUUUUUAUGUAAAGAUUUUAUCCUUUACCCCCAACAAUUAUGUAAAACAAAACAAAGAAAAAUAUAAAUAAAAAAAUCUAAACAUAACUCAAUGAUAUUUCCAGAGCUCCAAGCUAACAUUCUGUGUAUAUGAAUAUGAUUUUAAUGAAGACAAUAAAUUGAAUACUGGCAUUAGUAUAUGAAGAUGUCACUUUGUACAGUAUGUUGCCCAUUUCCAGAUGUAGCACACUAGAUGUAAUUGCUUAUUUAUAAAUGCUUGGGCUUUUUGGGGGAAGAAAAAAAAAAACCCACUUUUUUUUCCCCAACUUUUGCACUGUGGCUUCUAUUGUGAGGUUUAGAUUUCCUAUGGUUGAUUAAGCAGCCGCCUCCUGUUUUUUUGGUUUCUCCCCCCCCUUUCAUUCUGCCUUACAAUGUAUAGAUAAACUAAAGGCUGGGCUGAUUUAUUGCACAUAUUACCCAUCAUCCCCCCUUUUACUGCAAUAUGUUUAAAUAGACUUACAAGUUCCGCUUCUUUUAAGAUGAUCAGUUUUUAACACUAAAGUAGGAUGGUUUGUAUAACAAAGUGUUUUGUUCUGAGCCCAUAGCCUGUUCAUUUGUCAUAUUUCCAAAUGCAGAGUUUCUCUUGAUAAACUGCUUUACUCCUAGUGUACACUAUUGCUCCAAUCAGCCUUUACAGCGAAGUACAUGAGAUUUGUUCUGACUACAGGAAGUGUGUAAUAUCAGGUUUUUAGUAUAUAAAGAAGCUGUUUUUUUUUUGUUUUGUUUUUUAAAGUAGGUAAACAAAAAUGCAAAGUCCUCUCUAGCAUGAACUUAGCAAAAUAGGCUUGUACCAUAGCAGCAACUGCCUGAAAGUGUCAUUUCUAAUAAAUCCGAUAUUAGUGGUGGGGGGGUUCUGUUUUGCGCCUGGCACUGAGGGUAGUUAAACUUGCCACUGAGCGUAUGAGACUGUUGUACCAAAAACUGGAACAUGAUUAUAGCUUAAUUAUAUUGUGCAGUCCCUACCUAUAUAUAUUCUUUAUUAUGGGAGUCUCCAGGUCCAAUCAUUGUGCAUACUGUUAAGAGGGUUAAUGCAUUUCACCAUCCAAAAAACAAACAAA